Mixia osmundae IAM 14324 is the source of this 980-nucleotide messenger RNA. RefSeq lists its product as uncharacterized. Gene Ontology annotation, biological process: mRNA cis splicing, via spliceosome. The record is from RefSeq and is a predicted model, not a curated record. The transcript has 4 exons. NCBI's taxonomy places the organism in Eukaryota, Fungi, Basidiomycota, Mixiomycetes, Mixiales, Mixiaceae. Bases 109 to 822 code for a protein of 237 amino acids. Gene Ontology annotation, cellular component: cytosol; spliceosomal complex.
CCAGCGCCUUGCGAUGUGAGCUCAUGCACUUGUCAUGUCGUCGUCGGUCUGCAGAGAGGAACGCGGCAAAGGGCUGCUAGCGCUAGCUCGGUCGCUGUCUCCUCAGGGAUGCCUAUCGAGAGCAUAGCCAGUCUGGGGACGAGCAUCACUGCAGAGGAGUAUGCAGACCUCACGAGAACGACGCCGAGCGACUUUGCGAGCCUGCCACCGGUAAGACACUGGCAAGGGCAAGCCUUGAUCUGCUUUGUGCCCUCUUUGCCGAGUUUUGCAAGCGCAGGCUGGUCACAAGGCGUGCUCUCCGUCACAGAACAUGCCUUGCUGUUCCUGUCAGAAAGCUCGACGGGCGUCAGGCUCACUUAUCCCGUCAUCUCGCUCCAUGCCAUCUCGCCCAAGUGUACCAUACCGCUGCCUGACUCAGCACAAGAGAGCGAGAGGCCAUGCAUCUACUGUCAGAUCGACGAAAGUGAGGGCAGAGACGAAGAAGAAGAAGACUCUGAGCAAAGGGAGCUUUACAUCUUGCCACAAGAUGCCAGCCAGACCGAGGCAAUCUUCGCUGCACUAUCGCAGUGUGCUUCAUUACAUCCUGCGCCCUCAGAACAGCAAACGCCCUCUUUACCGUUCCAUCUCGACAAUGACGCGCAUCUCAACGGCGACCGCCCAGAGUGGUCAGGCCCGAUACAAGACGACGCUGAGCUCACACAGGCCGGCAGAACGCAGAUGAACAGACUGGAGGCACUCGUGGACUGGUCGAGCCUCAACGGUGAUGCGCAUCACGUAGAACGCGACAAUCCAGAUGCUGUCGAGGAUGCGCCAGAGCGGUAAUCGCCAUGCAUGCAUUGCUCUGUCACAUUGCAUCUGGCAUCCGUACCGAGCACUCUGCUGCGAAUCGCUCAUUCGACUGUAUGGAGACCAUCAGCCACAUUGAACAAGCUUUGCAUCGUACGCACUGGUGUGAUAGCCGGACUGACGGAGCUUGUAAC